Molecule: messenger RNA, 3758 nt
Organism: Suricata suricatta (meerkat)
Lineage: Eukaryota; Metazoa; Chordata; Mammalia; Carnivora; Herpestidae
Gene: RBM41
Product: RNA binding motif protein 41
Biological process (GO): mRNA splicing, via spliceosome
Cellular component (GO): U12-type spliceosomal complex
Molecular function (GO): pre-mRNA intronic binding; U12 snRNA binding
Source: RefSeq, a predicted model, not a curated record
GCCUGUGGAAACAUGAAGAGGUAAGGGCUUGUCUGACAGCAGGCGGCCAAGGGAGCUCUUUUUUACCUUUUAACUUUGAAAAUGGCUUUUAUGACUUUGUGUUUGGGGUAUGUCACGUUCUCGGGAUGCGGUUUCGUGUGAGCGGGAAGACAAAGAAGGAGGGAGGAUGAGAAACGGGCUUAGGCCUGCAGGGCGAAGUUCAGGAAGGGCCGCCGCCGCUGCCGUAUCCCGUAGGAAUACCUUGCCCGCACGGGCAUCUAGGCCACGGCGCCGGCCCCAAGAGCUGCACGGAUGCCGUGGCUUCUUACAGCUUCAGAUGGACCUACCCAGGAUAAAUAGCUGUGUGAAGAGUGGUGAGCAUGUCCUGGAGGAGUUGGAAACAGAAGGGGAAAGGCAGCUGAAAAGCCUCCUUCAGCAUCAACUUGAUACCUCUGUCUCCAUUGAGGAAUGUGUGUCUAAGAAAGAGAGCUUUGUUCCUGGUACUAUGUACAGGCCCUUUGGGAAGGAAGCAGCUGGGACCAUGACUCUGUCCGAGUUCCAGACACUGCAUGAGAAGGACCAGGAAAGUGCUUCUCUUCGGGAGCUAGGGCUCAAUGAAACAGAAAUCUUGAUCUGGAAGAGCCAUGUUUCAGGCGAAAAGAAGACAAGACUGAGGGCAACACCUGAAGCAAUACAGAACCGUCUUCAAGAUAUCGAAGAAAGGAUCUCAGAGCGUCAGCGCAUCCUUUGCCUACCACAGAGAUUUGCCAAAAGCAAACAGCUGACCCGGCGUGAAAUGGAAAUAGAAAACUCUUUAUUCCAGGGAGCUGAUCGGCACUCCUUCCUCAGGGCUCUUUAUUACCAAGAUGAACCCCAAAAGAAGAACAAAGGUGAUCCCAUGAACAACCUGGAAAGUUUUUACCAAGAGAUGAUAAUGAACAAACGUCUUGAAGAGUUUCGACUUAUGAGAGGUGAACCCUUUGCUUCCCACUCACUGGUCUCAGCUACAUCAGUGGGAGAUAGUGGCACAGCUGAGAACCCGUCAUUACUCCAGGACAAGGGAAAACAGGCAGCACAGGGUAAAGGUCCCAGUCUCCAUGUGGCAAAAGGUAUUGAUAAUUCACCUGAGCAGUGUUGGACUGGGCGUAAGAAGCUGACGCAGCCAAUAGAAUUUGUCCCAGAAGAUGAGAUCCAGAGAAAUCGUUUGUCAGAGGAAGAGAUCCGAAAAAUUCCUAUGUUUUCUUCAUAUAAUCCAGGGGAGCCAAACAAGGUGUUAUACCUGAAGAACCUUAGCCCUCGGGUGACCGAAAGAGACCUUGUCUCACUGUUCGCUCGGUUCCAGGAGAAAAAAGGACCACCAAUUCAAUUCCGAAUGAUGAGUGGACGAAUGAAGGGGCAGGCUUUUAUCACCUUUCCCAAUAAGGAGAUAGCACAGCAAGCAUUGCAUCUAGUAAAUGGAUAUAAACUACGUGGGAAAAUAUUGGUGAUAGAAUUUGGAAAGAAUAAAAAGCAACGGUCAGAUCUCCAGGCUGCUUCUCUCAUAUCAUCUGCGACAGAUAACACUACAGAAAUCAGUGGUAGCUAAAAGAUAUAUAGAUGGUGAGUCCCAGGAGGUCUUCCUUAUCAGAAUCUUGGCUCUGGAAUUUGUGUAUAGAUAGCAAUUUAUUUGGAUUUGAAGAAGAGAAACUAACUGAAGGAGAGAAAAAUCUAAGAUAAUCCCUCUCUGUUUCAGAAUGAAUUGCUAGGAAACAUUUUUUUAUAAUCAAAGACUAUAUAGGACAGACAUAUGGCAAGUAUGAAAUGUAGGGUACAAAGAGUAUCAUUUUCUCAGGAUAAAUUACAAAGGAUUAUUUCCAAGGAUUUUAAAAAGCCUUAUAAUUUAUUGGGGAUCUUAAAUAUUUGUCCCUAAAGAUAACAUUCUUUCCAAGGUUCUUCCUAUAUGCAGAAUUAAACAACUAACUAAAUGUUGAAAUAUUUAUUUACUAGAACUCAUUUAUCCUAAUUUAUAUCCACCUAGUAAAUAUCUGACGAAGACCCCAGGCCUAAACAUCAACAAAUGCUGUCGAAUAAGAACUAUCAGCAGUGACAAUAGGUAGUUUCAUAAAUUAGUCCAUAUAUUUAAUGAAUGCUUCCCCAUGAACUUAUCAGUGUCUUCAAAAAGCUAUAUAUUUUUCUAAUGAAAGCAUUUAGAUCAAAAUACUGAUGUUCUCAUAGUCAUUAAGCUAGCUACCAUUGAACAACAUUGAGUUCAAAGCAAUAAACAUUGGAUCAAUAUCUAAUCAUGUUAUAUAUUAGGUAUAUGACUUUCAGAAGAGGAACAUACUAACAAACAAUACUAAAGGAGGGUGGGAAGAAAGUGUUCUCCUCCAGAAGAGAGUCAUUCCCAAAUCCCUCAGUUGUUCGUACUUGCUGGAGAAUAGAAAGGAAAUAUGAUAUAGAGGAAAUAGUACAAACUUUGGAAUCGGACUUGUGUUUAAACUUCACAGCCACACUUACCACUUCAUGACCUUGGCAAGUCACUUAAUCUGAGCCUCAGUUUUCUCAUUUAUAAAAUGAGGAUAAUACUACUACUUACCUCAUUGGGUUGUAAGGAUUAAAUGAGAUGAUAUUAUUUUGGAUGAAGAACAGGAGUAAAAAAAUGGAAGAAAAUUGAACAGAGUGUAGGACCAUUAAGCACCCCAACAUACUUUUAAUGAGAGAACAAGAAAAAGAGAAGAGAAAGAAAAAAAGCAGAAAACAUAUUCCAAUAAAUAAUGGCUGUAAAUGUCCAAAAUUUGAUGAGAAACAUCACCUAUACAUCCAAGAAUUUCAACAAACUUCAAGUAGGAUAAAGAAGAAAUCUACAGACACAUCAUAACAAAAAUGCUAAAACUCAAAGACAAAGAGGAACCCUUGAAAGUAACAUGAGAAAAAUGAAGCAUCACUUAGAAGAGAACCCCAAUCAGAUUAACAGCUAACUUCUCGUCAGAAACAAUGGAGGUGACAGUGGGAUAACAUAUUCGAAGUGCUCAAAGAAAACACCUGUUGAUAUAGAAUCGUAUAUCCACUGAAGCUGUUUUUGAAAAUGAAGAUAAAAUAUAAGCCUUCCUACAUCAUCAAAAACUGUUGUUGCUGGCAGACCUGACUUAUAGGUGAUAGUAAAGUAAGUUCUUCAGGCAGAAAGCAGUGACUUUGGAUAAUAAUUUAAAUCUAUACAUACAGAAAAAUAGCACAGGUAAAGGUAAUUACAGAAUUAGAAAAGAGAGUCUAAAUGCAUUUUUCUUCUCUUAAUUUUAUUUGAAAAACAAUUGUAUAAAGCAAUAUGUAUAUAGUUGUAUUGUUGGGUUUAUAACUAAAAGUGCAAUAUAUUUGCUAAUGACAGAACAUAGGAGGUAGGUGGAAGCAAAGCUGUAUUGGACUAUAGAAAUGACUCCAGAUGGUAAUGCCAAUCUGCAGGAACAAGUGAAGAAAAUAAGAAAUAGGAAAUAAGGAAGUUAAUAUAAAAAAAGUGACAAAUAUAUAUUUGCUCUUCUUCCUUCUCUGAGCUUCUAAAAAGAUAUAAAAUUUCAUCAAGUAAUAAUUUUAACAGUUUGUUGUUGGAUUUAUAACAUGUAGAAAUAAUAUAUAUAACAAUAAUAACACCAAAAGUGGGCAAAGGAAUAGAUUCAUGUAGGAAUAAGGUGUUUAUAUCUCAUUGGAAUUUAGUUUGUAUAUAUCUGAAGCCAACUGAGUUAUGAUUUGUAUGGUAAUUAUGUUUGCACUCAUAGGUCUAACAGGAGAAACCUAACACAGGUCCAUAG